AUGCUGUUCUACGGCCUUUUCCUGGUCCUCCAGGCCAUCCUGGUGCACUCGGCGGCCCUGAGACAGUCAUCCUCGAGCUCUCUCACCACCGCAGCCCGUGAAAAAUGCCAAAUCACUCUGCAAUGUCCCCCAGGCACUCUCGUGGUGUCCACCACCGAGCAUCCGCUGUCCAACUUCACCUCCCUCCAAGCAGCCAUCUCCUCUCUCCCCAACGACAACUCCUCCCAGACCAUCCUCCUCCUGUCCGGCUCCUACAAUGAACAAGUCAACAUCACCCGCUCGGGUCCCAUCACCCUCCUGGGCCAGCAACCAGACCGCAGUGCGCUGACCGACGCCGCGCGCAACACCGUCAACCUGACCUUUGCCGGCGCCAACCAAGACAGCUCCGGCUCCCUCGACAACGUCUGGUUCAGCGUGAUGAUCGUCGCCCCGACCCUCGACGCCAGUCUGACCGGAUCCGGCACCACCGGCUACCCCGUGCCAGCAGACACACCGUUUGGCAACACCAACUUCCGCGUCUACAACAUCGACUUUCGCAACACCUUUUCCGAGUACUCCGCCGGCCCAGCCCACGCCAUCAGCUUCAGCCGCUCCAACGGAGGCUUCUACUACUGCGGCUUCUACUCCUACCAGGACACCAUCUACAUCGGCAAACUCGGCUCCGCAUACAUGUACAAAUCCAUUCUCGCCGGCCAAACCGACUUCCUCUACGGCUUCGGCACGCUGUACGUCCAAUCCUCCCAGAUCCUCCUCCGCUCGUGUGGCGGCGGCAUCACCGCCUGGAAAGGCACCAACACAACCGUCCCCAACAACUACGGGGUGUACAUCCACGACUCGACCGUCCGAGCCGCCAACAUCUCCAUCGCCCCAGACAUCAAGGAAUCCUGUGCUCUUGGUCGUCCAUGGAACGCUCUGCACCGAUCCAUCUUCGCCAAUACCUACGAGGACGGCAGCAUCGAGCCAUCCGGAUACAUUAACUGGGAAGAUCGCUGGUCCGCCAAUGAGACCCUAAUGGCCGAGUACAAGGCCUAUGGCCCGGGAUUUAACCUGACCGGACGGGAGGAUAGCGAGGUGUCGGUGCUGCUAGAUAGUAGGGAAUAUGCGCGGUAUAGUGACCCAGAGAGAGUGUUUUUGUUUCCUGAUGGGAAGGUGGGGAAUGUGGGCUGGAUUGAUUGGGAGGUGGUCAAUUCCUAG
Aspergillus sclerotioniger CBS 115572 is the source of this 1194-nucleotide messenger RNA. RefSeq names its product putative pectin methylesterase. Bases 1 to 1194 code for a protein of 397 amino acids. NCBI's taxonomy places the organism in Eukaryota, Fungi, Ascomycota, Eurotiomycetes, Eurotiales, Aspergillaceae. The record is from RefSeq and is a predicted model, not a curated record. Gene Ontology annotation, biological process: cell wall modification. The transcript is spliced from 2 exons. Gene Ontology annotation, molecular function: pectinesterase activity.